GUGUGUCUCACUGCCGGUGCGUGAGAGCAGCCUCACAUCUCAGCUUCCUGUCCGUCUGUAGUAACGUAACGUCUUCAAAUGGAGGUAGAGAAGCUGAGUUGCAGCGUUUCUCUCUCUCCUGUAAUCCUCCACUCCACUCUGGUCGUCAUACUGCUGAUUGUCGGCUUCGCAGCUGUUGAAGGUGACUCCCACGUGGUUGGUCCAGUUCAGCCAAUUGUGGCUGCUCCGGGUGAUGACGUCAUUCUGCCUUGUCACGUGGAGCCUCCGGAAACCGUGGCAGGAAUGACGGUGGAGUGGUCGAGGCCCGACCGUCAGCCGGACCCCAGAGACCGCCUGAGCCGGGUCGAAUAUGUGCAUCUCUACCGGGACACUCGCGAGGUCCCGGACAUGAAGAUCUCGUCGUACGUGGGUCGGACGGAACUGUUCACAGAAGGCCUGAGACACGGCAACAUAUCGCUGAAGAUCAUGAACGUGACGCUUGCAGACAGAGGGAGAUUCAGAUGUUUCAUCCCAAAGUUACACGGCCAAACACAGUGGUCAGUUGUUCAGCUUGUCGUUGAACAAAAAUCUCCUACAACCGAGACGCCUCUGCAACCCAGAAGUCACCAAACCUCUCAUCCAAGGAAAGAGGCAAAUGGUAAAGGUGAUUUGUCGCGUCAGAACAUUAUGAUCCCAGUCGUGGUUGUCUGCGUUGUCUUCCUGAUGAUCCUGGGUGUUGGAGUCAUAAGAUAUUCACCACAGGGUGUCACAAGGUGUCAAAAACACAAACUGAUAUUGGUACCGACUGUCUAGUAUUGGUAGACACCGACAAAGAUGAAAACACUGCCCCGCUUUUCUCAGCUCCUUUUUCUCAAGAUAUGUCCAAUUAGUUGAAGGAUUCAAACUAGCAACUCUUCCAGCUGCAGAUGGACUCACUGGAUCUGCAGAAGCGAGGUUUUUUAUGUUGUGGAAGAAAGCAGACGUCCACCCAAAGUCUUGUAAGUUUCUCCGAUUUGAACUCUGACUGUGUGACAUCUGCAGAGUCUAAGAUGUGAAAUAGAAGAUCUCUGACAUGUACAGUUGUUCACUUCAUGUCAUGAAGGGGAAAUUAAAUUGAAAGGCAUCAGGGUUAUUUGCAUCGGCUGUCUGGACUGAAACUAGUUUUUUUAUAGUCUCACCUGAUUUGAAUUUUGCUUCCAUAGCAUUGCAUGUGGCUUUUAGUAGGACCUGGCAGGAGUGAGUCACAGCUAAGUUUACAUUUGAAAUAGUCAGACAUUGUUCAUCAUGGAAAAAUAAAGGCUUUUCUGUUUUGCUACUUCCCUUACUUGUUAUUUAAUUCUGUUCUAAUUUAAUUAUGUGUUGUCUUUUAUGUGUGUGACAUGAAGAGGCUGUUGUGAAAUAGGAGAUAUAAACCUUGUAACAGUGGCUGUCAAGUGCCUCUUAUGUCUUAACUUAUUCUAAACUCUUGUUCUGUUGUUAUAUACUGUUUUUAUUGUAAGAUGUUCCAAUAAAAGCAGGCAUGUUAUUGGUUAAA
Messenger RNA from Etheostoma cragini (Arkansas darter), 1513 nucleotides. RefSeq names its product myelin-oligodendrocyte glycoprotein-like. Lineage: Eukaryota; Metazoa; Chordata; Actinopteri; Perciformes; Percidae. The coding region runs from base 79 to 792 and encodes 237 amino acids. The transcript is spliced from 5 exons. The record is from RefSeq and is a predicted model, not a curated record.